AUGGAUAAGAGUUGGAUGUGGAAAGAUAGAAGAAGUGGUGAAUUUGAAAAGGGUUUGGAAUUAUUCUUAAACUAUGCAUUUAAGCAUUCAAGUCAUGGGAAUGGAAUGAUUGCUUGUCCAUGUUCAGAAUGUAAAUGUGGAGUAUGUGUGUCUAGGGCAGAUGCAAAAAUUCAUUUGAAGGUGUUUGGAUUUCUUAAGGGAUACACACAGUGGGUAGCUCACGGGGAAUUUGUAUACUCUUCUGCACCGAUACAGACCUCAGACAAUGUUCCUCAUAACGUAUCUGAUAUAGGUGAUGACAUGAAUGGUCUAGUUCAUGAAGCCUUAGGAAUACCUCAACAAGAUCCUGCUAUGGCUGGUACAUUUGAAUCUAAUCAGGAACUACUGAAUUCAGUUGCUGAAAAGUUUUAUAAGUUAAUUGAUGAUUCUCAACAAGAACUCUACCCUGGUUGUAAAAAUUUUUCCAAGCUUUCGUUCAUAAUUCGCUUGCUUCUCUUGAAGUGUCUGGGUAAAUGGAGUAACAAAAUCUUUGAUAUGCUUCUUGAUUUGUUAAGAGAAGCAUUUCCUGAAGCCAUGGAAAAAUUGCCUAAAUCUUACUAUGAAUCUGAAAAAUUAAUGAAAGAAUUAGGACUUGGAUAUGAAAAGUAUGAUGCUUGUCCUAAUGAUUGCACUUUGUAUUGGGGGGUAAAUGCAAAAAGAACUUGUUGUGAAACAUGCAAAGAACUUAGAUGGGAAGCAUCAGAAAAUGAUCCAUCCGGUGAGAAAAGAAAAGUCGCACGUAAGGUUUUAUGGCAUUUUUCACUAAAACCCAGGUUGCAACGUUUAUUUAUGUCAUCUAAAACUGCAAAGCAUAUGAGAUGGUGA
This is a messenger RNA of Coffea eugenioides, 864 nucleotides long. RefSeq lists its product as uncharacterized. The transcript has a single exon. The record is from RefSeq and is a predicted model, not a curated record. NCBI's taxonomy places the organism in Eukaryota, Viridiplantae, Streptophyta, Magnoliopsida, Gentianales, Rubiaceae. The coding region runs from base 1 to 864 and encodes 287 amino acids.